CUUAGUUAUCCCCGUCGCCAACCACGCUCCUCCUCCUCCUCCCCACCACCACACCACGCUCCAGCUCUCUCAGGCCAGGCCAGGCCACCGGCGGCGAUGGCGUCCACCUCCUGCUUCCUCCACCAGUCCACCGCCCGCGUCGCGUCGCGUGUCGCGUCCGCGCCCCAGGCGGCGCGGACCCAGCUCCUCGUCUGCCGCGCCCAGAGGCAGCAGGACGACGGCGCCGCCGCCGACGCAGUCUCCCGCCGCGCGGCGCUCGCGCUGCUGGCCGGCGCGACGGCGGCCGUCGGGGUCAAGGUGGCGCCCGCCGCCGCGGCCUACGGCGAGGCGGCGAACGUGUUCGGGAAGCCCAAGACGAACACGGAGUUCAUCUCCUACAGCGGCGAGGGCUUCAAGCUGCUGAUCCCGUCCAAGUGGAACCCCAGCAAGGAGCGGGAGUUCCCCGGCCAGGUGCUCCGCUACGAGGACAACUUCGACGCCAACAGCAACCUCUCCGUCAUGAUCAACCCCACCACCAAGAAGACCAUCACCGAGUUCGGCUCCCCCGAGGAGUUCCUCGCCCAGGUCGACUACUUGCUGGGGAAGCAGGCCUACGCCGGCAAGACCGACUCCGAGGGUGGGUUUGAGUCGGACGCGGUGGCGACGGCGAACAUCCUGGAGAGCUCGGCGCCAGUGAUCGGAGGGAAGCAGUACUACUCGGUGACGGUGCUGACGAGGACGGCGGACGGCGACGAGGGCGGCAAGCACCAGCUGAUCACGGCGACCGUCAACGACGGCAAGCUGUUCAUCUGCAAGGCGCAGGCCGGCGACAAGAGGUGGUUCAAGGGCGCCAGGAAGUUCGUCGAGAGCGCGGCCGGCUCCUUCAGCGUCGCAUGAUCAUCAGAUCAUCGCCGCCUUCUCUUCUCUUCUCUUCUCUCUAAGAAUCCCUAGCAGAAUCCCCAUCCAUCCAUCGAAGUUGCUCAGAGAUGAGAAUCUCUGAUUGUACAUGAGAAUUAAGAACCAAAAAAAAAACUAAGGAGAGAGGUUGGUCGGUUGGUUGGUCGAUCGAUCGAUUCACCUGCUUAAUUUCUGCUCGCCAGCAUGCAGCAUGGAUUGAUUAAUUUCUGUGAUGAUCCGUGUGUUUGAGUAAUCCUAGUAAUUAAUCAUGUUUCAUUUUUGUA
Molecule: messenger RNA, 1160 nt
Organism: Oryza brachyantha (malo sina)
Lineage: Eukaryota; Viridiplantae; Streptophyta; Magnoliopsida; Poales; Poaceae
Product: oxygen-evolving enhancer protein 2, chloroplastic-like
Exons: 3
Coding region: 97-876 (259 amino acids)
Biological process (GO): photosynthesis
Cellular component (GO): extrinsic component of membrane; photosystem II oxygen evolving complex; photosystem II
Molecular function (GO): calcium ion binding
Source: RefSeq, a predicted model, not a curated record